Molecule: messenger RNA, 819 nt
Organism: Paracoccidioides lutzii Pb01
Exons: 4
Coding region: 1-819 (272 amino acids)
Biological process (GO): intra-Golgi vesicle-mediated transport; endoplasmic reticulum to Golgi vesicle-mediated transport
Cellular component (GO): cytosol; cis-Golgi network membrane; TRAPP complex
Source: RefSeq, a predicted model, not a curated record
AUGUCUGACAUUCCAGCUACUAUAUCGGAGUCCUUUAACGCUACAUUCCACCCAUAUACAGGCCAACAUGGCCUCCACCAAAACCGCAAGAAUAGGAGAAGAGUAUAUAUUUCUAUCCCCCAAUACCUUAUCCCGCAAAAGCGUUCCACCCCAAUCCAAUCCAAGCUAACCUUCCUCUCCCACCCCCUUUUCGCAGGACAUGGAAGUAAGUCCCAAACCUACGCAAAAUCCAAACUCCAUCCUCCAUGCUCCCGUCGACCUUACCUUUUAACACAAUCCACCACCGCCAGGACAAGAGUCGACAAAGUCAACGCCGAACUCGUAACCCUGACCUACGGCACAAUCGUCGCGCAGCUCUGUAACGACUACGACAGCGACUACGCCGAAGUAAACAAGCAGCUAGAUAAGAUGGGCUACAACAUCGGCAUGCGCCUUAUAGAGGAUUACCUGGCAAAAUCGAAUACGGGUCGCUGUGCGAAUUUUCGAGAGACGGCGGAUAUGAUUUCGAAGGUUGGUUUCAAAAUAUUCCUAAACAUCACGCCGACAAUCGCGAACUGGACGAGCGACAAUAAGUCCUUUUCACUCAUCUUUGAUGAGAAUCCGCUGGCGGACUUCGUGGAGUUGCCCGAUGAUGGAAGGGCACAGGAUGAGUUGUGGUUUUCGAAUAUUUUGUGUGGGGUGCUUAGAGGGGCAUUGGAGAUGGUCCAAAUGCAAGUCGAAGCACAUUUUGUGAGCGAUGUGCUGCGGGGGAAUGAGACGACGGAGAUGCGGGUGUCGCUUGUUCGGUAUCUGGAGGACGAGCUGCCGCCGGAAGAUUGA